UACCCGCUGGAUUGUAGCUCACCUCUUUUGCUUCCUCAUUGUCUUAACCUCAUCAGCCUGCCAAGCUACUGAAGAUAGCAUUCCUAUCUGGCCACAAAUUUCUGCCUGCUCCUCUCUGUUGGCUCUGGAAUGUAUAUGGUCAGUUGACUCAGUGCAUUGAGCUGUUUGAAAUGGGAAAGGUUUUUUUUUCUUCUUUGUGGUAUUAAUUUUGAGUUAGUGAGCUGAUAGAACUCAGAGUGCUUGUAUAAUCCAAGCCAAGAGAAACAGCAAGAGUUCUCAGCACAGCACGGGUGUGGUGUUUGGUUUCCUAGACCAGUGCUCAGUCUGCUUAAAAAGUAACGUGCUGAGAGGGAAGCACCUGCUGAAACCUCUCCAAAACCAUUACUGGCUUUUCAUGCAAAAAUUUCCUGGUGUUAUGAUGAUGUGGGCCUCCAGUAGUCUUGCUUUCCUUCAUGCGAAGGUAAUGAUGCUGAUGGUGGGGUGAAGUCAGCGGCCUGUUAAAUGCUGGAUAAAUUGCUUCCUAUGUUGUGAAUGAAACCUAAGUAUUGAUUAAUGAGUGCAGUUUCUCUUCUCAGCUUCAUCAACUGUCUGUGGCAUUGCAGAGUUCAAAUCUUUAUACGAACCCCCAUGUGGAAUAGUCGAGAAUCCCAGCACCAGCUCCCCUGGCAUCUGCUUCCUUUCCUAGCCCACAGCUGAGCUCUCGGGUUUCUGUGAAUGCAAAUAGCAACGGGGAACUUAAUCUGAGGAGAGAGGGAGCGGAGUUUGCUUCCUCUUCUCCAAGUCAUGGCCCAAAGCAUUUUCCAUUUCGACUGAAGAACUAAACUGAAACCAGCAGGGAAUCAAAUCCUGGAGCAUAUUUUGCAACAUGAUCAAAUGUUAAAUUCUAAGGAAUUUUGUUUAUGGCUGGAUACCAGAGAUUAAAUAGGUCAGCCAUUGCAAGCAGUGUUACUGCAGGACAGAAGUGACACCAGAGCUGUUCUGACCUGUCACCCUGGUGCGUUAGGUUUGCUGCUAGUCCUGUGGAAAGGAGAUCACAAAAGGUGUAACUGCCGAGUGCUCGCAAGAUGUCUAAAACCAACAAAUCCAAAUCUGGAUCUCGUUCUUCUCGUUCGAGAUCUGGAUCAAGAUCACGCUCACGUUCCUUCUCCAAAUCUCGUUCCCGUUCUCGCUCUGUCUCACGCUCGAGGAAGCGCAGGCUGAGUUCUAGGUCCCGUUCAAGGUCAUAUUCUCCAUCUCAUAACAGGGAAAGGAACCAUCCAAGAGUCUAUCAGAACCGGGAUUUCAGAGGUCAUAACAGAGGAUACAGGAGACCGUAUUAUUUCCGUGGCCGAAAUCGAGGGUUCUAUCCGUGGGGCCAGUAUAACAGAGGAGGAUACGGGAAUUACAGGUCUAACUGGCAAAACUACCGCCAAGCCUACAGCCCUCGCAGAGGGAGGUCACGCUCCCGUUCACCCAAGAGAAGGUCUCCUUCUCCAAGGUCGAGAAGUCAUUCUAGAAAUUCUGACAAGUCGUCUUCUGAUCGGUCGAGGAGGUCUUCCUCCUCUCGGUCUUCCUCCAACCAUAGCCGAGUUGAGUCUUCCAAGCGUAAAUCUGGAAAGGAGAAAAAGUCAUCUUCCAAGGAAGCCCGGGCAUCUCAGGCUGCAGGAGAUAACCAAGGCGAUGAUUCGAAGGAGCAGCCGUUCUCGGGAGCGGCGGCUCAAGAUGCUAAGGCGUCCGAGGGAUCAAAACCGUGGCAAGAUGUGACCACCUAUGGUACCAGCUCAGCAUCGAGAGCUGCCGCUCCUGAGCUCAGCCCGAGGGAACGCAGUCCUGCGUUAAAAAGCCCUCUCCAAUCCGUUGUGGUGAGGCGGCGUUCUCCUCGGCCAAGCCCGCUGCAGAAGUCGAGCUCCCCGCUGUCCAACCCCUCGCAGAUGAGCUCUGCGUCGCAGGGCAGCACCUCCUUUCAGGCAGGCUCUCAUCAGAGUCCGUUCGACCACGGCUCGUCAGGUUUGAGCCCAACGAGAAAGAGCCCUGUGUGCAAAAGCCCAACGCCGAUCAGUUCCAUGUAUGGUACAUCUCAGAAGGAGGAAACCACAGCUCCUGGCGGGGGAGCCUUCUCCAAGAGGUAUCUGGAAGAGCAGAAGGCAGAGAAUGGGAAAGACAAAGAGCAGAAAGUGACAAAUGUUGAGAAGGAAAAAAAUAAAGAAAAAGGGAAUUUCUCGGAGGUGGGAUCAACAGAUGGAAAGGCAAAAUCUGAUUCCUAUGCAUCCAAAGCAGAUUCUGAGAAGGGAUACCGUGGCAGUCAGUCACCCAAGCGCUACAAGUUCCGGGAUGACUUUGACAAGCCAAAGGCACCGGAGUUCCACAAGGAGAGUCAUUAUGGCAAAGAGGAAACGGAUGAUCAGGAAAAGAAGGAAAAGGCAAAGGGCCGUAAGGAUUCGGAUUUUGAUGACGAGCCCAAAUUUAUGUCUAAAGUGGUGGCAACGUCGAGUAAAAGUCAAGAGGAGGACAGGCAAGGCAAAUGGGAAGGCGUAGUGUUCUUGCCACCUGGAAAGGAGAAGCAAAGAAAAUCUGAGGAAAUGGAGGAGGAGAGCUACUCUGAGAGAUCUAAAAAAGAAGAGAGGCCGGCGUCCAAGAGAGCUGAGCCGGGUCACCGGGGCUUUGUUCCUGAAAAGAAUUUUAGGGUGACCACUUACAAAACAAGCCAAGAAAAAAGUUCUUCCCCUCCACCAAGGAAGGCCUCUGAGGUAAAGGAGAAGCCAGGUUCCAAAGGAGAUGGGCUAGCUCCUGGCAAGUCCUUUUCCAUUACUCGUGAGGCCCAGGUCAAUAUUCGGAUGGAUUCCUUUGAUGAAGAUCUUGCACGUCCAAGUGGCAUACUGGCUCAGGAACGCAAGCUGUGUCGUGACCUUGUGCACAGCAACAAAAAGGAGCAGGAGUUUCGUUCCAUAUUUCAUCAUAUUCAGUCUGCUCAGUCUCAGCGAAGUCCUUCUGAACUGUUUGCUCAACACAUAGUGACUAUAGUCCAUCAUGUAAGAGAGCAUCACUUUGGAUCGUCAGGAAUGACGCUGAACGAACGCUUUACCAAAUACCUAAAGAAAGGAAUGGAACAAGAAGCAGCUAAAAAUAAAAAGAGCCCUGAAAUUCACAGGAGGAUAGAUAUUUCUCCCAGUACUUUUAGAAAGCAUGGAUUCUCUCAAGAGGAAUCGAAAAGUUCCAGAGAUCCCGGCUUCAAGGCCGAAGGGAAAUAUAAGGACGACCCUGUUGACCUGCGCCUUGAUAUCGAACGCCGUAAAAAACAUAAGGAAAGAGAUCUUAAACGUGAUAAAUCCAGGGAGUCGGUGGAGUCCAGAGAUUCGAGUCACUCGAGGGAAAGAUCGACUGAGAAAACGGAGAAAAGUCACAAAGGCUCAAAGAAAAAGAAACACCGAAGGGUGCGGGAGAGGUCCAGAUCCAGCUCGUCGUCCUCACGAUCCUCUCAUUCAGUGAAAGCAGAGGAGUAUCCCGAGGAGACUGAGGAGAGGGAGGAAAGCACCACAGGCUUUGACAAGUCCCGACUCGGAACCAAGGAGUUCCCAGGUCCAAAUGAGAGAGGAAGAGCCCGAGGGACCUUUCAGUUCAGAGCGAGGGGGAGAGGAUGGGGCAGAGGCAACUUCUCAGGCAACAACAACAGCAACAGUGGUGGCAACAAUGACUUCCAGAAGAGAAGCAGAGAAGAGGACUGGGAUCCAGAGUACACCCCGAAGAGCAAGAAGUACUACCUGCACGACGACCGCGAGGGCGAAGGCGCGGAGAAGUGGGUGAGCAGAGGCCGCGGCCGCGGCGCCUUCCCCCGAGGCAGAGGUCGCUUCAUGUUCAGGAAGUCGAGCACCAGCCCCAAGUGGGCUCACGACAAAUUCAGCGGCGAGGAAGGAGAAAUCGAAGACGACGAGAGCGGAGCGGAGAACAGGGAGGACAAGGACAGCCUGCAGUCGGCGGCCGAGUAGCUGCGAGGCCGGGGAGCGGCGCGCGCUGUGCUGGGCUCGGGGCGGCCCCCGGAGCCGAGCCCCCCCCCCCCCGGGGGCUCUGACGCAACCCCCCACGUUCCCUGCGCUGUCAGAGCUCUGCCCCCCAACCCCGUGCGGGCGAGAACUGACGCAAUCAUUUCUGCUUGGGUCCGCUCGCCGGGCGCAUCUUCCCAAAGACUCAACGUUGUGGACUGAAUGAGGUCAAGUGCUGGGUGAGGCCCUGGCUGUUCUGUCCGUGCCCUUACAGAAUGGUUCUUCUGUUUGUUCUUUGGUUUGGUUUUUGGUUUUUUUUUUGGUAACAGGCUUCGAAGACGACGUGGAUUUGGCUCGGUGCCCACCUUAGCCCAGUAGUUGACGUUUUCGUUUCUCUUUUAUCAGUGGAAGUAGAACAGGUCGGGCUGAUCUCGCCACUUCCCCUUUUUCUCCCUUCUUGUGUACUCAGUUUUUUUUUUUUUUUUUAAAUCCAUACUCUACUUAUUUUAGGCCUUCGUGUAGUUAACAUCGAUUCAAUGAUCAUUUUGGCAACUCUUUUUGGUUCUUUCAAUAAGAAAUGAUGAAGCAUGUGAAUAAAGAUCUCCAUGUUAACUGGUUGGGACCAAA
This is a messenger RNA of Numida meleagris (helmeted guineafowl), 4583 nucleotides long. It is a transcript of the gene THRAP3, whose product is annotated as thyroid hormone receptor associated protein 3. Gene Ontology annotation, cellular component: mediator complex. The record is from RefSeq and is a predicted model, not a curated record. Lineage: Eukaryota; Metazoa; Chordata; Aves; Galliformes; Numididae. Gene Ontology annotation, biological process: positive regulation of transcription by RNA polymerase II. Gene Ontology annotation, molecular function: transcription coregulator activity; DNA binding. The transcript has 11 exons. Bases 1065 to 3962 code for a protein of 965 amino acids.